UAUAGAUGGAUGUAUCCUGUUGAAAGGUACUUGGCCUUUUUGAAAUCUCAUGUAAGCAAUAAAGCGCAACCGGAAGGAUCUAUAGCGGAAGGUUACCUUUUGUGGGAGACAAUUGCAUUUUGUUCGAGAUAUUUAGAAAGUGUUGAGACUAUGUCCAAUAGAUCUAGAAGGAAUGAGGACGGGGUAUCAAACAUUAACAACUAUUUGUAUAACUCUGGUGGUCGUGUUGUUGGAAAGAAAGAAAAUGUCCGUUUGGAUGAUAGAAGUUUAAAGCAAGCUCAUCGGUAUGUUUUACUUCAUUCUGAUGAACUAACCCCGGUGCUCAAGUAAGUAGCAUUAUGUGUUUGGUUAAAGCGUCCA
Chenopodium quinoa (quinoa) is the source of this 360-nucleotide messenger RNA. RefSeq lists its product as uncharacterized. NCBI's taxonomy places the organism in Eukaryota, Viridiplantae, Streptophyta, Magnoliopsida, Caryophyllales, Amaranthaceae. The transcript is spliced from 2 exons. The coding region runs from base 10 to 330 and encodes 106 amino acids. The record is from RefSeq and is a predicted model, not a curated record.